UUUGCACGGAUUGGUAGAGUGUAGCGCAGGCAGUUGGGCAUGGAAGGGAAAGGAGGUUGCAAUUAGGAUGAGGUGUCAUUUCAUAAAAUAAUAUUUUUAAAAAAAAUCCUUUGUAUCUGAGCACUUAUUAAAAAAAUUCUUUUGCAUCUGAGCAUUGUAGGGAAUAUAUUAGGGACGCAGGGCGGCUAUCUUCAUUAAGUUAUCACCCGGACUUUGACCGUGUGUUUUCUUUUUCUGAAACCGGGGAGCAGACAGCCUUUGUGAAAAUGCUGCAGUUUUUAGCUGAUCUUUCCGUUUCAUAUAAGAUCUUCUAUUCGGUUUUACUGUUUUCGUGGACCGUCUACCUAUGGGAGGCAUAUCUUGCUUACAGACAGCGGAAGGUGUACAGGUCCACGACCCAUGUGCCGACGGAGCUGGGAAAGAUCAUGGACACGGAGACCUUUGAGAAAUCUCGGCUGUACCAGCUGGACAAAAGCACCUUCAGCUUCUGGUCAGGGUUGUACUCUGAGACCGAGGGGACGUUGAUUCUCCUGCUAGGCGGGAUUCCUUUUCUAUGGAAGCUGUCUGGAGUCCUCAUUGGAAGAGCUGGGUUGGGUCCAGAGUAUGAGAUCACUCAGUCCCUGGCAUUCCUGCUGCUGGCCACUCUGUUCAGUGCAGUGACGGGCAUGCCCUGGAGCAUGUACAACACCUUCGUCAUUGAGGAGAAGCACGGCUUUAACCAGCAGACUCUGGGCUUCUUCCUGAAGGAUGCUGUGAAGAAGUUUGUGGUGACGCAGUGCAUCCUGCUGCCGGUCACCUCGCUGUUGCUGUACAUCAUCAAGAUCGGAGGCGACUACUUCUUUAUCUACGCCUGGCUCUUCACCCUGGGCGUCUCUCUGGUGCUAGUAACGAUCUAUGCAGACUACAUCGCUCCUCUGUUUGACAAGUUCACCCCCCUGCCUGACGGGGAGCUCAAGGGAAACAUCGAGUCUAUGGCGAAGUCAAUCAGUUUCCCCCUCACCAAAGUCUAUGUGGUGGAAGGCUCCAAGCGCUCCUCCCACAGCAAUGCCUAUUUCUAUGGGUUCUUCAAGAACAAACGGAUCGUCUUGUUCGACACGCUCCUGGAGGACUACUCUCCUCUGAACAAGGCAGGGGAGCCGGGAGCAGGGGAGCCAGGGCUAGGGGAUCCAGGGCUAGAGCACCAGCCCAUCCCCGAGCACAGCGGGGAAAGCGAUAGCACUGAGAACAAAGCCAAACCGAAGAAUAAAAAGCAGGGCUGCAACAACCCAGAGAUCCUGGCUGUCUUGGGGCAUGAACUGGGCCACUGGAAACUGGGCCACACCGUGAAGAAUAUCGUGAUCAGCCAGAUGAAUUCCUUCCUUUGUUUCUUCCUGUUUGCUGUCCUGAUUGGCCGAAAGGAGCUCUUCACUGCGUUUGGUUUCUAUGACAGCCAGCCCACCCUUAUUGGCCUGAUGAUCAUCUUCCAGUUUAUUUUCUCCCCUUACAAUGAGGUGCUGUCGUUCUGUCUGACGGUGCUGAGUCGCAGGUUCGAGUUCCAGGCAGACGCCUUCGCUCGCAACAUGGGGAAGGCCACGGAGCUGUACUCCGCCCUGAUCAAGCUCAACAAGGACAACCUGGGCUUCCCCGUGGCAGACUGGCUCUUCUCCAUGUGGCACUACUCCCACCCUCCCCUGCUUGAGCGGCUGCGAGCCCUCAAGGGAGUCAAACAGGACUGACGGCCUGGGACUGGGGCCUUCCUGCUGCGCUGGCUCAGGAGAGGAGCCCGUCGUCUCCUCCAGACCCCCUGACCUGCGUUUUCAUUCUCCAUUCCUUUGUUUUUGUUUUAAACACGCGUUACAGAGAAUCUCAUCUACACUGGAAUGCAUAUGUUAAGGAACCACAGUUUUAUAACAAGCAAAACUUCCAGGAUCGAGACCCUUCCACCCCCUAAGUAAAAAUCCCCCAUUAUCGCCACAUGCAAAUAGAUGCACGUGUAAUACAUGUAGAAAGUACACAUAUAUAAAUUCCUGUCUGAAUUUGACUAAGCAUAGUGAACCGGACAGACACCUCUGAAGGGGAUGUUUUCCAAGUGUAGAUGGUGUCUACAUGAGGUACAUGAAAAUGCUCUCUCUCUCCAUUCUUUCUUGAAACAUAUGCAGCAGCAUAUACAUAUUUCGUGACAUUUUGAAGAUUUGAUUCAGUCUGUCUGGUAGCAAGGCUGACCUGUGCUUGCUUGAGGUCCAGAAUUACAUGACUUUUUAUUAACUAUUAACCCUGAAACCCCAAACCUGAGUGUUUUUUUUCCCUUCUGAUUUUCUUAAUUUGAUAUGCAUCCUGAAAGGUUCAUUGGAUUUUUCUUGUGAUCCCUUUUUUUUUUGUUUUAAACAGUUACGUUUUUUAAAAAAUUGGAUUUCAAGUUUAAAUUGUAAAUAUUUAUUUAAUUUGGAGAAAAAAAUAAUAAGAAAAAAAAUUGACGUGACCCUUUUUUUUUGUUUGUGCCUGCAUUUUUGUUGUGUGUAGUGCGAGUUUAGUGUGAAGAAGAUGCAUUGAUGCUUGCGUACAGCACGAUGCAAAGGAAACUACUGCUCACUGUGUUAUGUGUUUGCAAUGUUUGAUUUGAAAACCAAUGGAUGUAUUUUUGCAAUAUUGUGAAUAAAAGCUCACAAUUAACGA
This is a messenger RNA of Polyodon spathula (Mississippi paddlefish), 2652 nucleotides long. RefSeq names its product zinc metallopeptidase, STE24 homolog (gene zmpste24). Gene Ontology annotation, molecular function: metalloendopeptidase activity. The transcript has 10 exons. Lineage: Eukaryota; Metazoa; Chordata; Actinopteri; Acipenseriformes; Polyodontidae. Gene Ontology annotation, biological process: CAAX-box protein processing. Bases 267 to 1715 code for a protein of 482 amino acids. The record is from RefSeq and is a predicted model, not a curated record. Gene Ontology annotation, cellular component: endoplasmic reticulum membrane.